This is a messenger RNA of Mandrillus leucophaeus (drill), 3270 nucleotides long. It is a transcript of the gene SDCCAG8, whose product is annotated as serologically defined colon cancer antigen 8. The transcript is spliced from 18 exons. Bases 609 to 2966 code for a protein of 785 amino acids. Gene Ontology annotation, biological process: establishment of cell polarity; tube formation; centrosome cycle. NCBI's taxonomy places the organism in Eukaryota, Metazoa, Chordata, Mammalia, Primates, Cercopithecidae. Gene Ontology annotation, cellular component: centriole; centrosome. The record is from RefSeq and is a predicted model, not a curated record.
AAGGGGUUGUGCGAGGGUCUCACCCACACGGUUUUCCAGCUUGCCCACUGCGCAGGCGUGCCCCGAAAGACCAGCUAGAACAAUGAAGAGGACCUCGGAGUUAGGUGGGACCGCAACCAACAAGGACUACAGUUCCCAGCGGGCAGAGCGCCAACUCCAAGUGGAGGUCCGGUUACUGGGCAUGCUAGGAGUUGUAGUGUCGGCCGCCUUUACAAUCUAGGCUGUUUGGAGGAUUUAGAGCUUCUAUUUCUUGAGGAUUUAUUCGACCGUUUAAAAAAAUAUCGCAACCGAAGCAGGGUUCAGAGGUUCCUCUCUGCGUCCUUGAGUAACCUAGGGAUCAACUGCUGCAUAUUAGCAAAUUUCGAAGCGUCAAGGCCUUCAGUGAACCCUUUCUGUCAUUUGGGGUGGUCCAGGCGGCAGAAGAGUGGGAUGGAGGCGGGACUAAACCAGGCUGGGCUGGAGGAAAAGGGCGGGGCCUGCAAGCCUGUCUCUUGGCAACAGGCUCUGGCAGCCCAACCGUCCGAGCUAGCGCCUGGUGCGCAGUGGUCUCUGGGAAUUGUAGUGUAGCUGGAAGGCUCUCAGGAUUGUCGAGCUUGGAGGCGCUGAACAUGAGGACUACAACUCCCGAGGUCCAACGCGAGGGCCAGUGGGUGGGAAGAGCCCCCACGAGCUUCGUGCGGGAUUCUAGGCUCCCCUGUGACAGCCGCGGCAGGAAGCAGGCGGGCGCUCCGCGGCCACAGGCCUGCUGUUUUCGGAAGGGAGAAAGCUGGACAUUUCCCCACGUAACUCCCAGCUCUGGGCCUAGAGUGUGUGCAUGGCGAAGUCCCCGGAGAACUCUACCCUGGAGGAGAUUCUGGGGCAGUAUCAACGGAGUCUCCGGGGUUGUUCUUGCAGAACGUGCCAGUAGAAGCAUUCACCAACUGAAAUGUGCCCUGAAAGAAGGUGAUGUCACUAUUGGAGAAGAUGCACCAAAUCUUUCUUUUAGCACCAGUGUGGGAAAUGAGGAUGCCAGGACAGCCUGGCCCGAAUUACAACAGAGCCAUGCUGUUAAUCAGCUCAAAGAUUUGUUGCGCCGACAAGCAGAUAAGGAAAGUGAAGUAUCUCCAUCAAGAAGAAAAAUGUCCCCUUUGAGGUCAUUAGAACAUGAGGAAACCAAUAUGCCUACUAUGCACAACCUUGUUCCUAUUAUUAAUGACCAGUCUCAAUAUAUUCAUCAUUUAGAGGCAGAAGUUAAGUUCUGCAAGGAGGAACUCUCUGGAUUGAAAAAUAAAAUACAAGCAGUUGUGCUUGAAAAUGAAAGCCUCCAGCAAGAGCUGAAAUCUCAAAGACAGGAGGAGACACUAAGGGAACAAACACUUCUGGAUGCAUCUGGAAACAUGCAGAAUUCUUGGAUUACAACAGGUGAAGAUUCUGGGGUGGGUGAAACUGCCAAAAGACCAUUUUCCCAUGACAAUGCAGAUAUUGGCAAAGCUGCAUCUGCUGGUGAGCAGCUAGAACUGGAGAAGCUAAAACUUACUUAUGAGGAAAAGUACGAAAUUCAGGAAUCCCAACUGAAGUUUUUGAGGAAAGACUUAGCUGAAUAUCAGAGAACUUGUGAAGAUCUUAAAGAGCAACUAAAGCAUAAAGAGUUUCUUCUGGCUGCUAAUACUUCCAACCGGGUUGCUGGUCUUUGUUUGAAAUGUGCUCAGCACGAAGCUGUUCUUUCCCAGACCCAUAAUAAUGUUCACAUGCAGACCAUCGAAAGACUGAUGAAAGAAAGAGAUGACCUGAUGUCUGCACUAGUUUCCGUAAGGAGCAGCUUGGCAGAUACGCAGCAAAGAGAAGCAAGUGCUUACGAACAGGUGAAACAAGUUUUGCAAAUAUCUGAGGAAGCCAAUUUUGAAAAAACCAAGGCUUUAAUCCAGUGUGACCAGUUGAGGAAGGAGCUGGAGAGGCAGGCGGAACGACUUGAAAAAGAACUUGCAUCUCAGCAAGAGAAAAGGGCCAUUGAGAAAGACAUGAUGAAAAAGGAAAUAACGAAAGAAAGGGAGUCCAUGGGAUCAAAGAUGUUGAUCUUGUCUCAGAAUAUUGCCCAACUGGAGGCCCAGGUGGAAAAGGUUACAAAGGAAAAGAUUUCAGCUAUUAAUCAACUAGAGGAAAUUCAAAGCCAGCUUGCUUCUCGGGAAAUGAAUGUCACAAAGGUGUGUGGAGAAAUGCGCUAUCAGCUGAAUAAAGCCAACAUGGAGAAGGAUGAGGCAGAAAAGGAGCACAGAGAGUUCAGAGCGAAAACUAACAGGGAUCUUGAAAUUAAAGAUCAGGAAAUAGAGAAAUUGAGACUAGAACUGGGUGAACGCAAACAACACUUGGAACAGGAGCAGCAGAAGGCAGCCCGGGCCAGGGAGGAGUGCCUGAGACUAACAGAACUGCUGGGCGAAUCCGAGCACCAACUGCACCUCACCAGACAGGAAAAAGAUAGCAUUCAGCAGAGCUUUAGCAAGGAAGCAAAGGCCCAAGCCCUUCAGGCCCAGCAAAGAGAGCAGGAGCUGACACAGAAGAUACAGCAAAUGGAGGCCCAGCAUGACAAAACUGAAAAUGAACAGUAUUUGUUGCUGACCUCCCAGAAUACAUUUUUGACAAAGUUAAAGGAAGAAUGCUGUACAUUAGCCAAGAAACUGGAACAAAUCUCUCAAAAAACCAGAUCUGAAAUAGCUCAACUCAGUCAAGAAAAAAGGUAUACAUAUGAUAAAUUGGGAAAGUUACAGAGAAGAAAUGAAGAAUUGGAGGAACAGUGUGUCCAGCAUGGGAGAGUACAUGAGAUAAUGAAGCAAAGGCUAAGGCAGCUGGAUAAGCACAGCCAGGCCACAGCCCAGCAGCUGGUGCAGCUCCUCAACAAGCAGAACCAGCUUCUCCUGGAGAGGCAGAGCCUGUCGGAAGAGGUGGACCGGCUGCGGACCCAGUUACCCAGCAUGCCACAAUCUGAUUGCUGACCUGGAUGGAACAGAGUGAAAUAAAUGAUUUACAAAGAGAUAUUUACAUUCAUCUGAUUUAGACUGAAUAUGCCACAACGCACCACGACCUUCCCCGGGUGACACCGCCUCAGCCUGCAGGGGCUGGUCCUCCUCAGCACGUGCGCCAUCGCUGCACGCAGCCGGGCUGGAGCUGGAGUCUGACUCCAGAUGAGCAGAGCUCCUGGUGUAUGUUUUCAGAAAUGGCUUGAAGUUACGUGUUUCAAUCUGCUCAUUCGUAUGCUAGGUUAUACAUAUGAUUUUCAAUAAAUGAACUUUUUAAAGA